UUGGCAUCCGGCCAAUAUCUUCUUCGUUGCGAACUCGUCGUCCAAAUAUAUUUUUUGCAUCUACUUCCACCAAACUUCGAUUAAUUUGUGCAACGCUUCACGCUCGGCGCGCGCUUCUGAUUCUUCUUAUGGUUGUAAUGGACACGCAAAAGCUCCUCUGUUCUGUUCUCUGCUGCUUCCUUUUGUCCAUUCUUUCAGGCCGGCAACAAGCGGUGCAAGGACAUCAUCAUCAUGUACCCUCUAAUAUUCGUCCGCUAAAGCUCUUCGUCUUUGGAGAUUCUUAUGCUGACACAGGCAACACCAAUAAAACUCAAGUCGCUUGGAAAUAUCCCUACGGCAUCAACUUUCCUGGAAAACCAGCUGGUCGUUUCUCCGAUGGCCGUGUCCUUACCGAUUACGUUGCUAAGUUCUUAGGACUUAAGUCUCCGAUUCCAUAUGAAGGGUGGAAAUCAUCAUCAUGUGGGAUUCCAUUGUUGAAAUCCGGAGUGAAUUUUGCUUAUGGAGGGACGGGUGUAUUUGAUACCUUUUUCUCCGGCCCAAACAUGACAAUCCAGAUCGAUUCCCUCGAACAUCUCCUCAGAGACAACGCGUUUACUGCUAAAGACCUAGAGCUCUCCGUGUCCUUUGUCAGUCUCGCUGGUAAUGAUCACUUUACUUACCUUCGCACGAACGGCUCUGCUCAUGAGGGAUUGCAAUCUUUCAUUAGGACAGUGGUCAAUCAACUUGCUAUCAACUUGAAACGAAUUCAUGGCUUGGGAGUAAAAAAAAUUGGCGUGACAGGUUUAGAGCCUUGGGGAUCGUGUCUGAUCCCUUAUAUCACAGACACAUCCUCAUUCCAACAAUGCAAUGAUACUUAUAGCUCGCUCGUCAGUUUCCACAAUCUUCUAUUGAAGCAAGCCGUGGAAAAGCUGAACAACGAAACAAAGGAUUCUCCUUUUUUCAUUAUUGAUCUUUAUGCUUCGUUCACGUCCGCCCUCAAGAACGAAGGAAGUAUAAAGUUUGAGAACCCGCCAUUGAAGCCAUGCUGUUUGGGUGUCAGCAGCGAAUAUUUCUGCGGGAGUCUAGAUGAAAAUGGAGCUAAGAAAUAUACAAUUUGCGAGAAUCCCAAAUCAGCAUUCUUUUGGGACGUAGCUCAUCCUUCGCAGGAGGGAUGGCGUGCCGUGUAUUCAGCUUUGCAAGCCAAUCUUGAACAAUAUUUUCACUACUACUAGAGUUCGGGAAAAAAAAAAAAAAAAAA
Messenger RNA from Juglans regia (Persian walnut), 1237 nucleotides. RefSeq names its product GDSL esterase/lipase At5g03610-like. NCBI's taxonomy places the organism in Eukaryota, Viridiplantae, Streptophyta, Magnoliopsida, Fagales, Juglandaceae. Bases 129 to 1211 code for a protein of 360 amino acids. The transcript is spliced from 5 exons. Gene Ontology annotation, molecular function: hydrolase activity, acting on ester bonds. The record is from RefSeq and is a predicted model, not a curated record.